Molecule: messenger RNA, 1848 nt
Organism: Kwoniella shivajii
Lineage: Eukaryota; Fungi; Basidiomycota; Tremellomycetes; Tremellales; Cryptococcaceae
Exons: 3
Coding region: 1-1848 (615 amino acids)
Source: RefSeq, a predicted model, not a curated record
AUGACAUCCACUAUACCUCCUUCAAAGGGAGCAUAUGUCCCUCCUCAUUUACGAAAUAGACCUAUAUCAACUCCCGCUGCUUCUUCUUCUUCUUCCUCAUCAAGAUACGAUGUUCCAGCCACCCCUUCUUCAAGAUCACAUUCCUCCGCCCCGAAUUCAAGUAGAUCCCAAUCGCGUACACCGUGGUCAACUUCUUCCCCUUCUUCAUCUUCACAUCCUGGUAGAGCACAUUACAGUAACACCCAAUCCCCACGUUCCACUGGAUACGGUAAUGCGUUCCCAUCAGGGAGCGGAAACACAACCACAAACGGUCUCGGACUUGGUCAUAGACAGAAACCAUCAGUAUCAUCGAAUGGCGGAUCUUCAGGUUAUUCUUCAAGUCCAUCGCUAUAUGUAUACGGAGAUAGUUUCGUUGGACCAUUUAAGUUAUUUAGAGAAGACAGCGUUAGGGUACAAACCUUCAAAGGAUCUUCUGCGAAGGGUUUGAAUAAUCCAAAUUCUAUUAAACAAGUCUCCAGGGAUCUCGUUCCCCUCAUGAAUAAUCUCUUGGCUCCUCCGCCUUAUGCUUAUAUGCCAUCAGCCGGAAGAUGGAUUAUGUUGGUAUUUGGCAAUGUCGACUUACAAAUCAAUUACCUUUGGCAACUCGCCAAUAAACCUCUCACUCCCCUCUCCUUUCCUUCAUCUUCCCCUUCCCAAUCCUCAUCAGCUAUCACAGAUGACGAAGAGGAUCAAGACACAGAUAUCAUUCCUUCAGAUCCUCAUCACCAUACCCGUAGACCCUCAAAUGUACUUGCCACAGCGACUGAGACCUCAGCGACUGGACCUGCGUUAGGACCAGAAUUGUUUGUCGAGAAUGUAGUGAAAGCAUACACAGCAUGGCUAGAAAGGGAUAUCAUAAAUGGACCCAUUGGGAAAAGAAUCUCCGGAGCAAAGGAGGAUUCAAUUCCUACCUCUGAUUCGGUAAGACGUAAAACCCCACCAUCAAAAGUACUCAUCGCAGCUGCUUUACCUCCUUUGGUGGAAGACGAAUUAUUACCUCGUAUACCUGAAAAAUACGUUGAGAGAUUAGAAGAAGAUCAUUCAAAGGCUCAAAGAGCUUUCGAAAGAGCUUCAUCGACCCCAGCUCCUAACGUGACUCUGGAGGAUAAUGCAAAUGGAACUGGAACUGGAUCGAAGACCCCUUGGGCUAAAAACGGUUCACCUAAGUCUACGAACGCCAAUCUGGAUCAAGACGAACUGGAAGUUGGUUUAUCAACUUUGUCUGUAUCGGAUAACAGAACUCCCAAUUCACCAAUAUCAUCUUCUUCAUCUGCAUCUGCAUCCUCUGCCUCCGCUCUAUUUGACUCUCAAAGAACAGCCAAUUCAAUAUCGACUAUGGCAUCUUCCAUUCACUCUUCAACCUCACGUAAGGAGAAAGAUUCGAGUAAAACACCAAUAUCGGUCCUACUGAAUAACGAUCCGCCUUUAUGUACAUUACCUAUACGAGUUCAAAUGACUAAUCGGUACAAUACUCUCUUACGUGAAUAUUGUGAAAGAUAUCCCGAUAUAUUAUCAUUUAUCGACAUCUCCCCGGCCAUGUCAACAGGAUCUGAAAACCCUUCGGUCCACGGAGAAGUAGAUCGAAACGUCUGGGCAUGUCCUGUAGAUCCAACAAACGUACAUCCCCUAUGGGAACCUACAUUACCACUUUGGAAAGACGAGUUGAAAAGACACGGUUUACCAACUGAUACAUGGAGGAUAAGUGAAGAUGCCGAAGAAACUUUCUCAGCUUAUGAAGCUGAUAAAAGGAGAAGAACUGAAAAAAGAGGUGAUCAAAGAUCGGAUAGAAUCAAGUUGAGAGAUGAGUAA